Messenger RNA from Ipomoea nil (Japanese morning glory), 909 nucleotides. RefSeq lists its product as uncharacterized. The record is from RefSeq and is a predicted model, not a curated record. NCBI's taxonomy places the organism in Eukaryota, Viridiplantae, Streptophyta, Magnoliopsida, Solanales, Convolvulaceae. Bases 128 to 706 code for a protein of 192 amino acids. The transcript is spliced from 5 exons.
CAUUGUUGUCCGAGAUGCGUGUCUGAAGAUCGAAGCGUGCAUCCUUUCCCGUUCGCUGCUUAGACCUAGAAACUACAAAGGAUCACUCUCUCUUCUCAUGUAACGUCUUCUGCACUUUUCUCUCUCAAUGGCGGUGAUUUCAGGCGAAGAGCAGAGCCGUGAAACUCACAAUUUUGCUGUAUUGAGCAAUGGAGGUCCUAACAAUCAACAAUACGAGUCACUUCCAAAACCGUAUGAAGUAGAAAUUCCGAUUACCACCGAUGCCCCAUCAAGCUGUCAAAGCCACUUCAACCAGAAGAUGAAUAAUGCAGAUAAUUAUGUCCCAUAUAUUUUGGAUAUAAAUGUUGAGAAAGGAAAGUUGGAAGCUCCUAAAUGUGCUUAUGGAACUGCUCGGAAUUUGAAGGCAGAGGAUUGCUUAGCAAAUAUAUUGCAGAGAGAAAUCGCGUCACAGCUUGGAGGAAAGCUUAUGCAGCUCUUAAUGAAUAAUAGCGUUGAGUUACCUAAGUUUGCUUCCAGAGACAAAUGUGUGACCGAGAAAACCUGUGAUACGCUUACCAACAGAUUGAGGAAGUACAAGCGCUCAGCGUCAUUCAAUUCAAGAAGAGUUGUUCUCCUGUUCUCCAUUCUGUCAAUCAUGGGAACAAUCAUACUGAUAUAUCUAACGCUGAGAGUUAAACAGAUUGGUGAUGGUGCUGAUAGUGUUUGAUGUUUCUAUUUCUCAGUUGUGCCGUCCAUCGUUAGUAAAUUAGGUUUGCUAGGAGUUUUAUUAUUCCCCUUUUGCGUGUGUGUGUGUGAUGUUCUUUCAUGGUAGCUUUAUUUGAUUUUGUACAUAAAUGCUCCGAACAUGAAGUUCAAAAUUCAAUAGUUAGUGGUGCCGCCAAUAUAAUUUUGCACUGCUUUUUCCCUUGA